AAAGGGUUAUCAUGUAAGAAGAGAGAUGAGGUUGUCUUGAGCAUUACUUGCAGAGAGGGAGAAACCUUUUCAUCAUGAAUGAUCUUCACAGCUGGUUCUUUGCAUCCUGGGUUCUCUGUUAUCUCACAAUUUCAAAAUGCAGCGACGUCAUUGUACAGAGUUUCGAGGGUGAGCGUGUCGUUUUGCCAUGCAAAUAUGACAGCAAAUAUCAUGGAAAAUGUCACAUAUGCUGGACGAUAGGAGACAUUCCCAAUAUGGGUUGUGGUAAUGAAAUUAUUGGAAGUGAUGGAGACAAAGUGGUGAGGAAAAUAUCAUCCAGAUACCAGCUGGCGGGAGAAAUACAGCAUGGAGACGUGUCUCUGACCAUCUUAAACAUUGAAAAAAAAGACUCUGGCAAAUAUGGAUGCCGCAUACAUGUGCCUGGACUGUUUAAUGAUGAGAUGUAUUACGUCCACUUGAUUGUUAAUGACGCACUUAUUCCAACAACAUGGAAAACUACAUCCAUGUCGAGCAGCACAUCUGAGCAUGAACCUACAGGAGUUUUCAGCACUGCCAUGACAGAGGUAGAAACAAACACAACACAAGAGAGUGCUUCAUUCGCCUUUUCAACAAAUCCUCCAAAGAGCAGCACUUUUGGACUGUGGCUCUCCGACACAACAUACGAAACCUCAUUUGAUCAUCGUGAAUCAUCCUCCAUGGAAAAAAAAGAUAGUGUAAAUACAUCUGCGGUGAUUGUGCCUGUCAUCCUGUUACUGCUGGCUUUGAUAGUCAUUGCUGUCAUUCUGAUAUUGAAGCAAAAGAAGAAAACCAGAGCUGCGGUAGACAUAACCCAGAACUCAGAGAACUCAGUCAUCUACAGUAACUCCGGCAGCAGCGUGGGCCUGUACAACAGAGAGAUGGCUGUGGAAAACAUCUAUCAAAUACAAGCUGAAAAUGAAUAUGAACAGUGGCAUUAAUUCACAUUUACUAUUUACCUUUAAGUUGAUCAGUGUAGACUUCUUGUCUUCUGUUGUAUUUACACUGUGUUUAUAAUAAUGUGACAGCUAUUGCUGAUCAGAGGAAUUAUUGCUCUGGACUAACCUUACUCUGAUGUCUAGCGGCUAACAUACUGCAACACUAUAUCAUUAUUAAAACUAAUCCAAGUUAACUAAUCUACGUUUGAAUGUUUUAUUUACCACAAAUGAGUUUUCGCACCACAGCUGUAAAUUUCUCAACCUUUCACCACGUUUCACAGAGUUUACACCAAUUCAGGGCUGCGAACGUGCUGACGUGGGUUCAGAGAAGUGAUAAAACCGAAUACAAUAGAAACUAGAUGAUAAAGAACGUAAUCAAAAUUCAAUAAGUUGAUAAAAACAGUCAGAUCAGUGUUGAUAUCACAUUUUCCAUUGAUAAUGACAGAUAAAAAUGUUCUUGAAAAAAAAAAUCAUAUUUGUGAUUCAUAUUUGCCAACAGUCAUCAUGCUGCUUCACACCUCUUAUAACACUCAUAGUUCACACCCAGAAAACUUCU
Sinocyclocheilus rhinocerous is the source of this 1509-nucleotide messenger RNA. RefSeq names its product T-cell immunoglobulin and mucin domain-containing protein 4-like. The record is from RefSeq and is a predicted model, not a curated record. NCBI's taxonomy places the organism in Eukaryota, Metazoa, Chordata, Actinopteri, Cypriniformes, Cyprinidae. Gene Ontology annotation, molecular function: phosphatidylserine binding. Gene Ontology annotation, biological process: cytoskeletal rearrangement involved in phagocytosis, engulfment; apoptotic cell clearance. The transcript has 8 exons. Bases 75 to 956 code for a protein of 293 amino acids.